CAGUCACAGCGGCAGCCGUCACUCUGACAACUGCUUGGCUGAGGUCCGAGGAAGGUCCGAUGUACUAGAACAUCAAGAAAGUUUGUGGUUUCUUUUCAGGAAACAAGAACUCUGAAAUCAUGUCGGGGAAACCCAAGCUGCACUAUACCAAUGGAAGGGGGAAGAUGGAGUCGAUCCGAUGGCUGUUAGCAGCAGCCGGGGUUGAGUUUGAGGAAGAAUUCAUAGAAACGAAGGAAGACCUAGAAAAAUUACGCAAUGAUGGAGUCCUCAUGUUCCAGCAAGUGCCCAUGGUGGAGAUCGAUGGGAUGAAGAUGGUGCAGACUAGAGCCAUCCUCAGCUACAUAGCAGCAAAGUACAACCUCUACGGGAAGGACCUGAAGGAGAGAGCCUGGAUUGAUAUGUACGUGGAGGGAACAACAGACCUGAUGGGAAUGAUCAUGUAUCUGCCUUUUCAGCCAGCUGACACAAAAGAAAAGAAUCUUGCCUUAAUCAUUGAACGAGCUACAACCAGGUACUUUCCUGUUUAUGAAAAGGCCUUAAAAGACCAUGGGCACGAUUAUCUUGUUGGCAACAAAUUAAGCUGGGCAGAUAUCCAUCUGCUGGAAGCCAUUUUAAUGGCAGAAGAAUGUAAGCCUGAUAUAUUGUCAGCAUUCCCUCUGCUACAGGCUUUUAAAGGAAGAACAAGCAACAUUCCAACAAUCAAAAAAUUCUUGCAGCCUGGCAGCCAGAGGAAGCCACCAACAGAUGAGAAGUUUGUUGCCAUUGUGAGGAAAAUAUUCAACAUCUAGUUAUGAGGCUGCUGAAGAUAACACAACUGUAGGAUAUUACCAGAGCUGUGCCUUAUAAGUGUAAACUGCAUAGAUAUAUUCUGUAGCUUGCAUCCUAUAGCCAGUCACAUGAUAAUCGUUGAAACAGAAUACACUUUUACAUGAGAGUAAAAGGCUAAUUUGGACCAAUUCAGUCCAGAAAGUGGUAUUUCAUGGAGCAGUUACAUGAAAUAAAAUAUGCUGAUACUUUUGCGUUUGUUUAAUUACAGUACAUGCCUGGUAGGGUAAAAUGUUUCAGCUGUAGCUUCCAGAGUACUGUAGAAAGCCUUCCCCCUCCCCCACUUUAUAAACUGCAGGAGAGACGAGCCACUCCAUAAAAAUGGGGAAGUCAUUUAAAUUCAGGCCUAGAAUCUUUGGUUUUGCUCUCUCGGUGGUCUUCUAGAUCAAAGUUCACUGUUCCCCUGCUCUAUUUCACUGCUGUCUGUGUACUUUCAGAGCUGCAGUUUAAUAAAUAAAUAAAAAUAUUAAAACUCA
Molecule: messenger RNA, 1301 nt
Organism: Aquila chrysaetos chrysaetos
Lineage: Eukaryota; Metazoa; Chordata; Aves; Accipitriformes; Accipitridae
Product: glutathione S-transferase
Exons: 7
Coding region: 120-788 (222 amino acids)
Biological process (GO): glutathione metabolic process; xenobiotic metabolic process
Molecular function (GO): glutathione transferase activity
Source: RefSeq, a predicted model, not a curated record